This is a messenger RNA of Adineta ricciae, 447 nucleotides long. The record is from the annotation of a GenBank genome assembly. NCBI's taxonomy places the organism in Eukaryota, Metazoa, Rotifera, Eurotatoria, Adinetida, Adinetidae.
AUGGAACAAAAUACAUUUCUACUACUGUUGACAAGUAUUCUAGCUGCAAUUGCAACUAUUUUCUCGAUUGUUGGUGUAGCAACAGAUGGCUGGUUCAGUAGUUCCAAUCUCUUCGCAAGUUCAAAUACUGACAGAACAGCGGCUGGUGCUUUGCUCAUCAUAAGUAUUGUCCUUUUGGCUCUAUCUACUGUAUUGGACUUAAUGUUUUGGCGAGGUCUGAUCAGUAAUUCUGCUGAUAGAGUUAAAUGUGUCGUCCUGGGACUGUUAGUUAGCGCGAGUAUUCUUAUUAUCAUUGCCUAUUCGCGUGCGAUUGCUGCUGCUGCUGCUGUUAUACAGGUGAAAGACUUUAGUUAUCAUCUAGCAACUACAAGCGGUGUUCUUGCCUUUUUAUCGGCAGUCGUUUUUGCUCAUUGGCUUGGACGUACUUCAACAUCGAUUGUUUACUAG